Molecule: messenger RNA, 4232 nt
Organism: Balaenoptera ricei (Rice's whale)
Lineage: Eukaryota; Metazoa; Chordata; Mammalia; Artiodactyla; Balaenopteridae
Gene: ANO8
Product: anoctamin 8
Exons: 18
Coding region: 180-3917 (1245 amino acids)
Biological process (GO): chloride transmembrane transport
Cellular component (GO): plasma membrane
Molecular function (GO): chloride channel activity
Source: RefSeq, a predicted model, not a curated record
AGGUUUGGCGCGGGCGGGGACGAGAAGCAGCGCUCGGGCACGCGGGGACGGCGGCCGGCGCGGGCGGGCGCGGCCUUUGUCUCCUCCUCUGGCGCGCUCCGUGGCUGCACCCGCCCCAUGAGCCCGCGGUCCCCCAGCGCCUGAGCCGCCCGCAGCCCCUGACCUGACCUGCCCUCGCAAUGGCCGAAGCUGCCUCCGGCGCCGGGGGCACGUCCCUGGAGGGUGAGCGUGGCAAGAGGCCCCCGCCGGACGGCGAGCCUGCAGCCCCGGCGUCCGGAGUUCUGGAUAAGCUUUUUGGGAAGCGGCUCCUGCAGGUGGGUCGGUACCUGGUGUCCCACAAGGCAUGGAUGAAGACGGUGCCCACAGAGAACUGCGACGUGUUGAUGACCUUCCCAGACACGACCGAUGACCACACGCUGCUAUGGCUGCUGAACCACAUCCGCGUGGGCAUCCCCGAGCUCAUCGUGCAAGUCCGCCACCAUCGCCACACGCGUGCCUACGCCUUCUUCGUCACCGCCACGUAUGAGAGCCUACUCAGAGGGGCCGACGAGCUGGGUCUGCGCAAAGCAGUGAAGACUGAGUUUGGCGGGGGCACCCGCGGCUUCUCCUGCGAGGAGGACUUCAUCUACGAGAAUGUGGAGAGUGAGCUGCGCUUCUUCACCUCCCAGGAGCGCCAGAGCAUCAUCCGCUUCUGGCUGCAGAACCUCCGUGCCAAGCAGGGCGAGGCACUGCACAAUGUGCGCUUUCUGGACGACCAGCCAAUCAUCCCUGAACUGGCAGCCCGCGGGAUCAUCCAGCAGGUGUUCCCAGUGCACGAGCAGCGCAUCCUGAACCGCCUCAUGAAGUCAUGGGUGCAGGCUGUGUGUGAAAACCAGCCUCUAGAUGAGAUCUGCGACUACUUUGGCGUGAAGAUUGCCAUGUACUUCGCCUGGCUGGGUUUCUACACAUCGGCAAUGGUGUACCCGGCAGUCUUUGGCUCUGUCCUGUACACCUUCACAGAGGCUGAUCAGACAAGCCGGGAUGUAUCCUGCGUGGUCUUUGCCCUCUUCAACGUGGUCUGGUCAACGCUCUUCUUGGAGGAGUGGAAACGGAGGGGAGCAGAGCUGGCCUACAAGUGGGGGACGCUGGACUCACCCGGGGAAGCUGUGGAGGAACCACGGCCCCAGUUCAGGGGCGUGCGGCGCAUCAGCCCCGUGACUCGGGCCGAGGAGUUCUACUACCCGCCCUGGAAGCGGCUGCUCUUCCAGCUGCUUGUGAGUCUCCCCUUGUGCCUCACCUGCCUGGCCUGUGUGUUCCUGCUCAUGCUCGGCUGCUUCCAACUGCAGGAGCUGGUGCUGAGUGUGAAGGGGCUGCCCCGUCUCGCCCGCUUCCUGCCCAAAGUCAUGCUGGCCCUGCUGGUCAGUGCAAGCGCCGAGGGCUACAAGAAGCUGGCCGUCUGGCUCAACGACAUGGAGAACUACCGGCUGGAGAGCGCCUACGAGAAGCACCUCAUCAUCAAGGUUGUCCUGUUCCAAUUCGUCAACUCAUACCUGAGCCUCUUCUACAUUGGCUUCUACCUCAAGGACAUGGAGCGCCUGAAAGAGAUGCUGGCCACUCUGCUGAUCACCCGCCAGUUCCUCCAGAAUGUUCGAGAGGUCUUGCAGCCGCACCUGUACCGGCGGCUGGGCCGUGGCGAGCUUGGCCUGCGGGCUGCCUGGGAGCUGGCCCGUGCCCUGCUUGGCCUACUGAGCCUCCGGCGCCCUGCACACCACCUCGAACCCCAGGCUGAAGAGGGUGUCGGUGGCAGCAGCGGUGGGGGGGGCCGCAGGUGUCUCAGUGGGGCCUGCGGGGCACCUGAGGAGGAGGAGGAGGCCACAAUGGAGCGUCGGCCAGCGGGGGAAGGUGGGGAGGUGGGGGACGGGCCUCGCGGGGGCAGGGAGGAGGAGGAGGAGGACGAGGAUGAGGAUGAGGACGAAGAGGAGGAGGAGGAGGAGGAUGAAGGCGAGGAGGGCGGCCUCCUGGACUGCGGGCUUCGGCUGAAGAAGGUCAGCUUUGCUGAGCGGGGGGCUGGGCGGCGGCGGCUGGGCCCAAGCCCGGAGGCCCUCCUGGAGGAGGGGAGCCCCACCAUGGUGGAGAAGGGGCUGGAAGCUGGCGUGUUCACGCUGGCCGAGGAGGACGAUGAGGCCGAGGGGGCUCCCAGCAGCCCUGAACGGGAGCCCCCAGCUGUCCUGCUCCGCCGGGCCAGAGGUGAGGGCCGCGACCAGGGCCCCGAUGGGGGCCCAGACCCAGAGCCGGGCUUGGGUGACUCAGCCCGGAAGCAGCGGCGGCAGAAUCGGUCAUCUUGGAUCGACCCACCCGAGGAGGAACACUCGGCCCAGCUCACCCAGGCCGAGCUCGAGAGCUGUAUGAAGAAAUACGAGGACACGUUCCAGGACUAUCAGGAGAUGUUCGUGCAGUUUGGCUACGUCGUGCUCUUCUCGUCUGCCUUCCCCCUGGCUGCCCUCUGCGCCCUCAUCAACAACCUCAUCGAGAUCCGCAGUGACGCCCUCAAGCUGUGCACAGGGCUGCAGCGGCCCUUUGGGCAGCGGGUGGAGAGCAUUGGCCAGUGGCAGAAGGUGAUGGAGGUCAUGGGCGUCCUGGCAAUCGUAGUCAACUGCUAUCUAAUUGGCCAGUGUGGGCAGCUGCAGCGCCUCUUCCCCUGGCUCAGCCCCGAGGCGGCCAUCGUGUCCGUGGUGGUGCUUGAGCACUUCGCUCUGCUCCUCAAGUACCUCAUUCACGUGGCCAUCCCUGACAUCCCAGGCUGGGUGGCCGAGGAGAUGGCCAAGCUGGAGUACCAGCGCCGGGAGGCCUUCAAGAGACAUGAGCGCCAGGCCCAGCACCGCUACCAGCAGCAGCAGCGGCGGAGGCGGGAGGAGGAGGAGCGCCAGCGCCACGCGGAACAUCAUGCCCGGAGGGAGCGCGACGCCAGUGGCCGGGAGGAAGCUCGGGCUGAGGGCUCCGGGUUGGACCCUGCUGCCCCAGAGAAGGCCUCGGCCAAGGCCAAGGGCAGUGGGGCGGCAGGAGGCCAUGGGCCGGAGCGGCCCAAGCGCCCGGGGUCCCUGCUGGCACCUAACAACGUCAUGAAGCUGAAGCAGAUCAUCCCACUGCAGGGCAAGUUCCUGUCGUCCGGGGCUGCAUCUUCGCUGGCCGGCGCGGGGGCCAACCUCACUGCCCGGCCGCCCCCUGCCCCGUCUCCCACAGGCAGUGACACCCGCCUGCCGGCCUUCCUCAGCUUCAAAUUCCUCAAGUCGCCCGAGACCCGGCGAGACCCAGAGCGUAGCCACUCGCCGCCCAAGGCCUUCCACGCCGGCAAGCUCUUCCCCUUCGGCGGGGCCCGGGCUGAGGCCGGGCCCAACGGGGCGGGCGGGCAGGCCCGGCAGGACGGGACCCCCGGCGGUGGCAGUGGUGGUAGCCGAGCCCAGCGGAGUGGGCCGGCAGACGAGGCCGCAGCUGAGGAGCCGGACACACCCCGGCCUGAAGAGGAAGGCUCAGGGACAGCGCCGGCCCCUGUGGGCGCCCCGGCCCUCCUCACCCGCCGCAGCCGGAGCCCUGCGCCGCCGCCGCCGCCGCCGCCGCCGCCAACACCGCUGCCCCGGCCCCCGACGCCACCCGCCGGCUGCUGGCAGUGGGACGGGCCGUGGGGCUGCGGGGGCGAGGGCGCCGCCCCCCGCCAGGCCCCUGCCGCCGCCGCCGCCGAGUGUCCGCCCUGCGCCCUCGCCGGGCCCCUGCCCGCCCCGGCAGCUGGCGUCCUGCCGGGGGACGCCAGCUUCUACAGCCUCCCGCCGCCGCCGCUGCCUCCCACCUCCGAGCCCCCGGAGCCCCCGGCACCGUCGCCCAACCCCAGCUCCAGUCCCAGCCCCAGUCCCCAGGCCGUGUGCUGGCCCAGCGGCUGGCAUUAGCUCCGCCCGCCCUGCCUUCCUGUUUUCAUAUGCAAUAUCAAUCACGGACGGGGCGGCAGCCGCCACCCAGAAAACGCUGCGGUCGGGCCCGAUGUAUCCCAGUAUUGGCUGCCCCCUCCUGGGGCAGGGCCGGGGGCCUGGGGCCUCUCUAUCUGCCGUUUUCCUUUCGACCAGGAUGGGGGGAAAGGAAAGGAAACCCCCCCAAAAACAACAGAAAACACACACAGAAUAGGCGAUUAUUUAUUUGUUUUUAAUUUAUUUUGUCAUAUUUUUGUAAAACGGCAGAAAUGCAAUAAAAAGUAUAUUUCAACAGUG